Messenger RNA from Colletotrichum truncatum, 612 nucleotides. RefSeq names its product DUF636 domain protein. Lineage: Eukaryota; Fungi; Ascomycota; Sordariomycetes; Glomerellales; Glomerellaceae. The record is from RefSeq and is a predicted model, not a curated record. Gene Ontology annotation, molecular function: carbon-sulfur lyase activity.
AUGGGAGUAAUUCCAAUCGACAUCUACAUCAUACUAUCGAAUAACAAAACCACCAUCUCACUUUCACAACUGCAUACCAGACAAGCCCAUUCCUCCAUGAUUAGAAACUGGAUCUGGAAUUUUGCGAGGACGUCAAGGUUCUCACCUCUAGUCCACAAACCUCAAGUCUAUCGAUCUCACCUUACCCAUAUCGCAAGGAUGCCUGUCACGCUAGACGGCCGCUGCGUCUGUAGCAAGCUGAAAUACUCCGCCAAACUCGAUUCCCCGGAUGACGCGAGAACGUCGCUGUGUCAUUGCUCCAGCUGCAAGCGAGCCUUUGGAACCAACUACGGCCUGACUACUAAAGUCCCAUUGGAUGGCUUCUCUUACACACAAGGCGAACCGAAGAAAUUCAAACAAGACAAUGGUGUAAUUCGCGAGUUCUGCGAUAACUGCGGCGCUUUCAUCUGCGAAUACGGCGAGGCUGCGGCUGACAAGUUCCGGUAUAUCAUGUGGGGGACAUUUGACGAGCGGAACAAGGUGCCGCCCAAGGGCGAAUUCUUCUGCUCUCAGAGAGAAGACUGGAUGCCGCCAGUUGAAAAUGUAUUUCACAAACAGGAGAUCAAAGAGUGA